GCAUGCUUCUGAACUCAGAGCAGAGCCGCAGAGAGACGAGACGGGGCUGCCAGGACUCAGCGGCUGCCUUUUCUCUUAAAAACUUGCUUUUAUUUUUUAUUUUUUUUAUUUAUUUAUUUUUUUUAAUUUAAAAAAAAAAAAAAAACAAAAAAAACGCAAACGGCUUUACAAUCAUAUGUAUUUUAAAAUGAGCACAGAUUGAGCACGUUCACUGCCUGCUCUCUCUGCGUGCUUGUUUUGGGACUUGACAAGGGACCGGGCUGCCGAGUUGGAAUACAGAUCAAGAAUCGGAGGGAAUGUACGACUCGUGAUAUUAUUAUUAUUAUUAUUAUUAUUAUUAUUAUUAUUAUUGCAGUUCCAGAUGAACGUUUCUCCUUGCGGAUAUACGGAAAGUAACAACGACGAAGGUUGCAUCUGUAACGGCAAGAUCAACAGCGCCGACUCCUUCUUCUCUCCCGGGAAAGAUCUCAAGAAAUCGGCUCCGGUUUCUCCGCUGUUUCCGCAGGAUCCCGUCAGACAGGCGAAGCGCCUGCCGAUCCGGGUUUUGAAGAUGCUGAGUGCGCAUACCGGACACUUACUGCACCCGGAGUACCUACAGCCGCUGACAUCCGCCCCGAUCAGCAUUGAGUUGGAUGCUAAGAAGAGUCCGCUGGCCCUGCUGGCGCAGACCUGCUCCCAGAUCGGCAAGCCGGACCCUCCGCCUUCCUCCAAGCUAAACUCGGUGACUUCCAGCGGCGUCAGCGACAAGGACUCUGCUAACAACAGCAGACCGUCCCAUUCCAGCUCGAAACACGGCGCCGGCGACCACCACCAGACCGUCGACGACAAGUCAAGCUUCAAACCUUACGCCAAAGCCGGGGGGGAGUCGAGGAAGGACGGUGCGAACUCGGGGAACGGAGACGGCAGCAAAGCGAGCUACCGGCUGCCCGGCGGCGCCUGCCCGGCUUUCCCCCCGCACUCCUCCCCGAAUUCCAGAGCCUGCUCCCCGCCGCAGAAGCAGCAAGGACACACGCCACACGAAGCGAAACAGGGCGGCGAUUUAAUCAGCCAGGAUAAAAAGGACCAGCAGGAACUCUCCGGCUCUGCGGAAGCCCAGCUGGCAAACUCCAGCCACGCCCGGGCCAGCGCCAACUCCAGCAACGCCAGCUCCCAGUGCAGCCCGCACCACGGCGGCAGCGACGCGGGGAAAGCGGAGCCGCCGCAGCCGCAGCAGCAGCACGGGCACGCCGCGUUGGGCUCCGGCCACGUCGCGCCGGUGUCGCCUUACAAACCGGGCCACUCCGUGUACCCGCUACCGCCUUCCAGCAUGGGAUACCACGGCUCCAUCGUCGGCGCCUACGCCGGCUACCCUACACAUUACGGUUUGGAUCAUGCCAAGUCCAGCCUGGUCGGGGGGCAGCUCGGGGUGCCUGGAAAACACCCGAGCUCCAGCCCACUGACGGGCGCCUCACCCCCUUCUUUCAUGCAAGGAUUAUGCCGGGACCCUUACUGUCUGACGUACCCCAACGCGCCCCACCUGGGGGGCAGCAACUGCGCCUCCUGCGUGCACGACCACUCCUCCACGCUGAAAUCGGGGUACCCCCUGGUGUACCCCACCCACCCUUUGCACUCCCUCCACGCCUCCCCCCUCACCUCCAGCGCUACCCCCACCCUCUCGGGGCACCCGCUCUACACCUACGGCUUCAUGCUGCAGAACGACCCGGCGCCGCACAUAUGCAACUGGGUGUCGGCCAGCGGACCGUGCGAUAAGCGCUUCGCCUCUUCCGAGGAGCUGCUGGCGCACCUCCGAACCCACACAGCCCUCCCCGGGGCGGACAAGCUGCUGGCGGGGUACCCCGGUGCCUCGUGUCACCUCCACCUCCCUUCCACGAGCCCGGGUAGCCCGACCGCUUUACCCGGUACCUUCUCUUUGAGAAGCCCGCACAGCCUGGGACUGAGCCGGUACCACCCUUACAGCAAGAGCCAUCUGCCCGCCAGCGGGCUGCCUGUGCACACGCUGCAGACCGCGCCUUACUACUCUCCCUACGCCCUCUACAGCCAGAGGCUGACGUCGGCUUCUGCGUUAGGUUAUCAGUAGCAUUAUAAAGUAGUGUUUUAUUUUAUUAUUAUUAUUAUUAUUAUUAUACACAAAGCAACAAGACUUGCAACAAAAUGUAUGAUUUAUCCUUUCAAUCUUUCUUUCUUUCUUUCGUUCCUGGGACUGUGUUUUAUUUACUGUAUGUUAGCCUGAAAGCUGGGACUCUAUAGCAGCAACAAAAAAAAAAAUAAAAAAAAAAAAAAAAACAUUUUAAAACAUCAUAAAUCAAUAAAGCAUUUUUUCACUCAAGUCACACCAGGCGCGCUAUAUAUAAUAUAUGCAAUUGUCGAAAAAAAAACAAACAACCAAACCUCGCGAUAGCGAGAAACUUUCUUACAGAAAUAAUUCUUCAUCUUUUACCCUGCAUGGUCUGUCUGUGACUUCAAAGAAUACAUAAUUGUUUUUUUAAUUAUUAUUAUAAUUGGUUUGGAAUUCCAUUGAUUUUUAAUUUGUACAGCUGAAAGA
Molecule: messenger RNA, 2542 nt
Organism: Polyodon spathula (Mississippi paddlefish)
Lineage: Eukaryota; Metazoa; Chordata; Actinopteri; Acipenseriformes; Polyodontidae
Product: zinc finger protein 703-B-like
Exons: 2
Coding region: 362-2077 (571 amino acids)
Biological process (GO): negative regulation of DNA-templated transcription
Cellular component (GO): nucleus
Source: RefSeq, a predicted model, not a curated record